Messenger RNA from Ruditapes philippinarum (Manila clam), 2036 nucleotides. RefSeq lists its product as uncharacterized. NCBI's taxonomy places the organism in Eukaryota, Metazoa, Mollusca, Bivalvia, Venerida, Veneridae. The transcript is spliced from 7 exons. The record is from RefSeq and is a predicted model, not a curated record. The coding region runs from base 656 to 1912 and encodes 418 amino acids. Gene Ontology annotation, cellular component: membrane.
UAAUGCUUGUGUUUCUUUUUGAUUUUUGUUGUUGUUGUUGUUGGGUUUAACAUCACAGUAACACGACACAAAAGCAACAAACACGACAUGCCAUAAACCACUAUAUAAUACAGCAUACGUUUUUGCAAGGGGUGUCGGCUGAUUUGCACUUGCCAUUUAAAACCAUAAACUUACCCAGAUGAUAUUGGCCGUGUACUAAAAGAGCUUCCUUUUGCAGAAUAAAUAAUUCUUUUCAUUAUGUAAAAUUCCAUUUUCCUUUCAUGGUACUUUGUAUAUCUCGAAAGGUAAUGUUUUGAUGUUUCCAAGCGGCAGAGAAACUAAUAAAUAAUGUUUUAUAUGGCAUAAUUUUGAUACAUGAUUGGCUACAAUAUUGAACGCAAGUUGUUACAGUGAUUGAUUACCAACUAGAGUUAAAAUUUAUAAACGAACGAGUAUAACUAUGCGCAAAAUGAAGCGGCUUGACAAAUCGGAUGUCGCGGGAAAACUGUGAUCUCCAUUCGUUGAAUUUAAACGAAAAUUUAUUUUGAUAGCUGUACUUUUUGAAAGUGUCAAGCUUAGUACUCAUAGAACGGUCGAUUCGUUUUUAUACAUUAUUCUUAAAUAUGAAUAGGUAUUUUCUUAUCAAAUACACGAUAAUUUGGUAAUCUAGUGGAUCAUGGCAAUGUACUGGUUUCUUGGUUUUGCGUGUAUUUUCUUGCAUUUUCUGUUUACCGAUGCCAGCGCGGACUCUGGACAUUGUUUUGAUGCUUCGAAAUACCUUGUUCGUGAAAUAGGACUAGGUGUUGAGAAAUUUUGGGGGUCAAAGACGCAGAACGUUGAACAUUGCAUGAAGUUAUGUGUAAGACAAAAGCAAUGUAAGUCUAUAAACUUUGAUCUGGAAACAGGAAUGUGUGAGCUGAAUAAGAAAUAUAGGAAUGGAACACAGAAGGUUUCUAAAUCAAACGUUUACUCUGAGUUCCGGUCUUGGCCUCCGGAGGUCGACAAAAAUUGUUAUAAUCGUCCAUGCAAAGACAACGAGGUGUGCAUACCAAAGAACCUGCUGAUGUCUUCAGAUGAUGGAACGUGUUCGUACUCUUGCAUGCAGUUCAGUCGCCCUGUUUGCCCUUUACCCAAAAUGGGUACUUUUAAUGGUCGAAACGUUGGCGCUGUGAAUAUAGUUAAGUGUCCAAACGGUAUGUUUGGCGGGGGUAAUGCCACGUGUCAGUCGAACCUAAGAUGGGACAAGGAAAUAGACAAAUGUGUUGGAUUUCGUUCUAAAAUUAGGCCGAGUUCCUCCGAAAAGUUUCUAAAUGCAUUUCUUGAAAUAAAUUAUGAUGGCGAGUGGAAAUGGGUUUCCAGCGACAACUGGAAUUGGAAAAAUACCCAGGUUGUCUGUAGAGACCUACAUGGCCUUGAAUACGGUGGCUUUUCCCGAGCACGGCACCAAAGCGCUUUUGAAACAAAUAAGAUUGCUGUGAAAAUAAGUUGCAAUGGAACUGAGAAGACCUUAGGAAACUGUGAUUUCAAUGGCACAGAGGACAGUCAAGAAUUGCCGAUGAUAUUAGUUUGCUUCAAAUACAACAUCAGCGACGGAAAACCAUUAGUAUAUAUUCAACUUUCAUCCGAAUCAUUAUCGGAGAGCGACAUAACAUCAAGUUUGUUAUGGGUAAAGUUCCACACCGCCUGGCGUCGAGUUCAUAAGGAGUGCAGCAAUGAUGGACACAGAUGGGGUCAAAAUGAAAGAAAAGUCGCAUGCCGCUCGGUUCUUCGAAAUGAAUCAAUUCUAUCACCGGAUUUCCAGUUCGGACAAGAGAAGGAUUCAUUAACAUUUGUUUGUCGAGGAGACGAGCCUCAUCUGCUAAACUGUCAUAAUCCAAUAUGUCAGAAAAGCACUUGGGAUAACAUGGAACAGGUUAAACUUACAUGUAAUUAGUAUAUAGGCAUAAUGGUCAAUGUCCACAUUUGAAACCUGAUCAACAAACUUUUAUUUUUUAUAGUUGUUUUGCGCUUGAUGUUUUCAGUUUCGGAAAUAUGUGAGACUUGAAAGAUUAGAAGUU